Messenger RNA from Aspergillus chevalieri, 1188 nucleotides. RefSeq lists its product as uncharacterized. Lineage: Eukaryota; Fungi; Ascomycota; Eurotiomycetes; Eurotiales; Aspergillaceae. The coding region runs from base 1 to 1188 and encodes 395 amino acids. The record is from RefSeq and is a predicted model, not a curated record. The transcript has a single exon.
AUGGGCGCCAGGAAAAGAAUGGGCCCUGCUACCAGAGCGCAAGAUCGCCUGCACUCUAUGCGAUUGAGAAGUGAGAGAAGACUCAACAAGCACAAUGGAAAGGAAGAUGCCAGCAUGGAGGAUGCCCCGGAGGUCUGCGAGACCCCGACCGCGCCUCCUCGAGAGCCCACCACCCCACAACAACCACCAGAACAGCUGAGACGUGAGAUACCGAUGCAAGCUCAACACUUCCCUUGCAAUCCUCCUGAAAACCAGUAUCCACCCACACAGCCUGAACGGGAUACCCCUCCUACGACUACGGCCCACGAGUCCCCCCAAAGUCAACUGGGCUUAGAACUCCAAAGCCACAUUGCAGCAGCAGUGGCAUCGAAAACAGCGCAAAUAAAGACCACCGGAGAUGAAGUUCUAGAGCUUGUCUCCAUGGUUAGCCAGAAGGUCAUCGAUUGGGAAAAGCAGAGCCUACAGGGAGCAGCCUCCUUGGGCAGAGACAUUAGGACCCUGGUCCUCAACUUUGGAAAGAACCUAACAACUGGAGAUCCUUCUGAACAGGAGAAUUACCACCCCCCGCACCCGGCACACAACAGCUAUGCCAAAACUGUUGGAUCCCCAUAUAACGCCCCCAGGCCACAGCCCAAGCUACCCAAGGCCACAGGCAAGUCACCACAACCAGAGAAACCUCUGCGCAUUUUUCUCCGCCUCUCCAAGGACCACCCAGCCCGUCAAGCUAGCCCGUACGCCACAUUGGACAUACUGAGGAAACACCUGGACGGGACCUGUUCUGCAGCCAUUAAAGAGAUCCAACAAGUGCCCUCGGGCUUGGCAAUCUGGCCUAAGGAUGGCCCGGGCCUCCAGCUCCUCAUGGAACAUAGGGAGCUCCUGGAACGCCUUAUACAGGGAGCCACAGCCGAAGUUGAACAGAAAUGGGCUAUCUACGCCCUACCAAACGCGCCCCAGCAGUAUAACAGUUAUGAUGGGAACCAAGUGCCCAUAACCGAACAGAUGGCUCUGGAGGAAUUUAAGCUUCAGACAGGCCUCUCCCCUCUGAAAUUUUACCGCUCAAAUAAGAAUCCGCUGUCUGGCACCCUUGUCAUGGCAGUCCCAGAAACUCAAGUUCAAACAGUGCCCAAAUGGGUCCAGCUCUUCGGCAAGAACACACCAAUCAAGCAUAAACCCCCCGGGCCCGCAUAG